AUGGAUGCCGAAAACGCGGUCCAGGAAAACUACGACAAGAAUGCUGACGCCUAUGGACAGUUUCUUGCUACACCGCUUGGCACCCUCGAAAAACAGCUAUUCGAUUUGUCAAUCAAGGACUGCGAUGGUCUGAGGGUCCUGGAUCUCGGUGGAGGAACCGGGCUGAGGGCUCGCGACGCUCUCAACGCUGGCGCUCGGCAGGUUGAUGUGGUCGACAUUUCGCACGAAAUGAUGCGCGUUGGCCAAGAGUACGAAAAAUCGAUUGCGCGCGAUUGCAUUACCUGGUAUCAUGGUGAUGUGUCGAAGCCCCUUGAUCACCUGCCUCUAAGCCUCUACGACCUGGUCAUUGCCAAUGGCGUCUUUGACCACGCAUCCAAUGCCGAUGAGCUCGAGGCAAUGUGGCGCAACGCAGCGGCCUAUCUCAAGCCAGGAGGUCGUGUAAUUGCGAAUCGGAAUAACCCAUUGUCCCAAUCGGCAGCUCAUGGGAAAUAUGGUGUCACUUUCACCGACUUUCAACACUUCGCUGGAGGCUUGUCCUUUCGGUACCGUAUGACGACCGAUCCGCCACUUGAGUUCGAGUCGCUUGCGCUGGAAGUUUAUUACUCGGGGUCGUUGGAGAUACCAGGGAAGUUCUUCGAGGACUUCCAAAACGUACCCUGGGACGAAACACCAGUCGUGAAGGCCGAUCUCGAGUUUUGGGAGUUGUACCUGGCUGACCCAAUCUUGUAUAUUUUUACGGCGAGGAAGCCUGACUGUUAG
This is a messenger RNA of Exophiala bonariae, 759 nucleotides long. RefSeq lists its product as uncharacterized. The transcript has a single exon. The record is from RefSeq and is a predicted model, not a curated record. NCBI's taxonomy places the organism in Eukaryota, Fungi, Ascomycota, Eurotiomycetes, Chaetothyriales, Herpotrichiellaceae. Bases 1 to 759 code for a protein of 252 amino acids. Gene Ontology annotation, molecular function: methyltransferase activity.